This is a messenger RNA of Dipodomys ordii (Ord's kangaroo rat), 630 nucleotides long. It is a transcript of the gene Cimip4, whose product is annotated as testis expressed 33. The coding region runs from base 1 to 630 and encodes 209 amino acids. The transcript is spliced from 4 exons. The record is from RefSeq and is a predicted model, not a curated record. NCBI's taxonomy places the organism in Eukaryota, Metazoa, Chordata, Mammalia, Rodentia, Heteromyidae.
AUGGAUACUUCCAAGUUCAAGUACCAGGCCCCGCUCCCCCACAGUGCCCACAACAGUCCCCUGGGGCAGGGCUACCCGGAGGAGAUCCGGCCUCCGCCUCCAACCCCAGCCAGCCAGGACUCUCUGGGGAUGGACCGAGAGUCUGGAGCCCUGAAGAAGGAGGGCUUCAAGGCUCAGCCUGACGAGAACCCCAACCAGAAAGCCAGCGUUAUUCCUGACAACAUUCGCCACAAGUUUGGCAGCCAAGUGGUGGACCAGCUAGUGACGGAGGAACAGGCUCAGAGGGCCAUUGAUAAAGUGAUGGAGGCCCAGAAGAAGGGCAGCUCGCAGUCCAGCAGGACGCAGAGUCCUCUGCAGAUCUCCCCCACCGUGGCGGAAUAUUAUGAUCUGGGCUACAACAUGCGGUCAAAUUUGUUUCAAGGGGCCCCCCUGGAGACAAAGAGCCUCAUGAAGGCUUCCUACACACUGGAGGCCGUCAAGAAAUCAGUGAGAGACAUGGAACACUGGCACGGCAGGAAGACAGACGAACUGGGACGAUGGCACCAGAAAAAUACUUUGAACAUUACCUUGCAGAAAGCGCUGGAUGAGAAAUAUGAAGAAAGGCGCAAAUCCAAGAAUUCAAAGUUCUAG